CUGCGCGAGCUCCUCCCGCCCUGGGUCUUUGCCGUUCCCAAGCGGCAGACCACGCACGGCGCCAAGCGCAUGCGCGCGUCCAACAAGGGUCUCAAGGAGAAGCAGAACCUCGUCGCGUGCCCGUCGUGCGGCGCGCCGAAACUCGCCCACCACCUGUGCCACGGCUGCCACGUCUCGUUCCGCCGCGAG
Rhodotorula graminis WP1 is the source of this 189-nucleotide messenger RNA. RefSeq lists its product as uncharacterized. Gene Ontology annotation, molecular function: structural constituent of ribosome. The annotation marks the transcript as partial. Gene Ontology annotation, cellular component: mitochondrial large ribosomal subunit. Gene Ontology annotation, biological process: translation. The record is from RefSeq and is a predicted model, not a curated record. The transcript has 2 exons. Lineage: Eukaryota; Fungi; Basidiomycota; Microbotryomycetes; Sporidiobolales; Sporidiobolaceae.